CGACGAGUCCGCUUCCCGACGGACGACAGACGCAGUGUGGGCCCCGCCUUGGUACCAGUAGCCAUGCCCAGCCAGGUGUACCACAACAGCACCCAUCCUUGCAGGUGCAUCGUGUCUAACGCAGCCGGCGUCGGACCUCGCCCGUCUGCCCGCACUUGCCUCACCUUGAGGAUGAUGAUGCGGACAAAAAAUGAUCUUCCGGAUACUACUGGCGUCUUCGUAUCCGGUGCCCUAUUUACAAUGGACGAGAGCGAGAUCGAGACGCUCGAGGCCAUGGGCGCGUUCCUCGCCUCGCUCCACGAGACGAACGGGUUCCUCGUGACGCUCAACACGCAGGUCGUCGCGCUCUCCCACGAGCUCGCCAAGGCCGAGCGCAACCUCAGCGCGCUCUCGAUUCCGUUCCGCUCCACCAUGUACGAGGUCGCCAUGCGAGAGGAGCAGCUAGCAGCAGCGUACUCGACCAACUCGCCCAAGCUUUGAAUCAGGCGUGCAUUUCCACGAUCGUUGUUCUUUGCUUGGCCAUGUUCACGCAGCGCAUGAGGAUGCUACUUGAGAUCUCGAGGUCUGUAAACAAGGCUUGGUUCGAUUGAUUCGGUGCAGUAGCCGUGCACUGAGACUGG
Messenger RNA from Saprolegnia diclina VS20, 620 nucleotides. RefSeq lists its product as hypothetical. Lineage: Eukaryota; Oomycota; Saprolegniomycetes; Saprolegniales; Saprolegniaceae. The record is from RefSeq and is a predicted model, not a curated record. The transcript is spliced from 4 exons. The coding region runs from base 64 to 480 and encodes 138 amino acids.